Messenger RNA from Jaculus jaculus (lesser Egyptian jerboa), 1251 nucleotides. RefSeq names its product beta-1,3-galactosyl-O-glycosyl-glycoprotein beta-1,6-N-acetylglucosaminyltransferase 7. Bases 1 to 1251 code for a protein of 416 amino acids. The transcript has 3 exons. Gene Ontology annotation, molecular function: acetylglucosaminyltransferase activity. Gene Ontology annotation, cellular component: membrane. Lineage: Eukaryota; Metazoa; Chordata; Mammalia; Rodentia; Dipodidae. The record is from RefSeq and is a predicted model, not a curated record.
AUGAGCCAGCUUCGGGCCUCGAAGGCCGGGCUUGCGGCGUGCGCGGUGAUCUGUGCCUGCGCCUGUCUUUACUUAUGGGAUCGGGAUCCCGAGGAUGCUGAGCAGGAAGCCGUCUACCCUGCGGUAGUGGAGUGUGGCUUCUAUCCAGAUGAACUGUGCUCAGCUCUGUCCGAAGGGAAGGGAGCGGCUCCCCAAAUUGCCCAAUUCUGCAGAAACCCUCACAGGCCUGAACUGCUUGCUCAUCUUCGUGCUCCCCAAAACUGCUCUAAGGUCUCACGGGGGCUGCGCUUCAUAAGCAGGCCCCUGUCGGCGGUAGAGCAGAACUUUUCUCUGGCGUACAUCAUAGGUGUGCGUAAGGAGCUGGCCAUGUUCGUGCGGCUUCUUAGGGCCAUUUAUGUACCUCAAAAUGUCUACUGCAUUCACAUUGAUAAGAAGGCCCCAAGGAAGUAUAAGACGGCCGUGCAGGCCCUGGCCAACUGCCUUGAAAACGUCUUCAUUUCAUCACGGGGACGGAAGACGGCCCUCGAGGGCCCUGAGAGCGUGCAGACCGACCUGAGCUGCAUGAGCGACCUGGUCCAGCACCAGCGCCCUUGGAGCUGUGUCAUUAAGCUCUGUGGGCAGGACUUCCCCAUCAAGACCAACAGGGAGAUCAUACACUACAUCAGAGACAAAGGCAACGGGAACAGUAUCACUCCCGGAGCCAAGGCAGGCCAAAGUGGCCCUGGGCCCAGCUCUAGAGGAGAUGCAAGGUUCAAACCACACCCACCUCAGAACCUAACGCUCUAUUCCGGAAGUGCCUACUACAUACUUACGAGGAAGUUUGUGGAGUUCAUCCUGACUGACGCCCGUGCAAAGGACAUGCUUCAAUGGUUGAGGCACAUCCAGAACCCAGAGCAGCAUUACUGGGUCACCCUGAACCGACUGAAGGAUGCUCCAGGUGUGACACGGGACACUGGCUGGGAAGGGCACUUUCGAGCUAUAAAGCGGAAGGCAGAGGAGGGAGAUGGCCACGACGGAUGUAAAGGCCACUAUGAACAAGACACCUGCGUAUUUGGCUCGGGAGACUUGCAAUGGAUAAUUCAGUCGCCAGCCUUGUUUGCCAGCAAAUUCGAGCCCUCCACAGACCCUCUGGUGGUUGCAUGCUUAGAGAGGUGGCACAGACGCAAAGCACUGAGGCAGGCAGAAGUCCCCAUAGAGCCGCACUGGCAUUUCCCACAGGAAAACCACUUCAACACGAAAUCCACCCACUAG